GGUACGCGCCGUUUUCCCGUGCGCACUGCGCUCGUGUACGCGCCCUCGCGUGCACGCCCCGCGUCUCGCCGUCCCGUUAUUCCCGGGUCUCCGCGAGCGGCAGUGCCGACCCUGCGGUCCGACAUGUCCCAGCUGCCCGCAGUCAGCAGCGCCCAGCAGACGGACGCAGCGAGCGGUGACCGCGGGCUCCCGCAGGCCGAGGUAGGCGGCGGGCGGCGUGCGCUCCCGGGCCCGGCGCGACCGGAGGAGAUCCGGGGAGGCCCGAUGACAGCGGCCCGGGAAGGCCCCGCAGCCCCGGGAGCGGCGGCCAGGGGAGGCCGGGUGGCUGCAGCCCGAGAAGGCCGGGCGGCGGAGGCCCGGGGAGCCCCCGCGGCGGCGGCCCGUGGUGGCGCGGCGGCCCGCGAAGGCCCGAUGGCGCCGGCGUCCAGGGAAGCCCGGAUGGCGGAGGUGGCCCGGCUGCUGGGCGAGCCGCUGGAGGAGGAGGCGCCCGAGGGCAGGCCCCGGUCCAGGGCGGGCGGCUUGGCGGCGAUGCCGUACCUGCGCCUCCGCCACCCCCUCAGCGUCUUGGGCAUCAAUUACCAGCAGUUCCUGCGCCACUACCUGGAGAACUACCCGAUCGCCCCGGGCCGGAUCCAGGAGCUGGAGGAGCGCCGGCGGCGCUUCGUGGAGGCCUGCAGAGCCCGGGAGGCAGCCUUCGACAUAGAGUACCUGCGCAACCCUCAGAGGGUGGAUUUUGACAUUUUAACGUUUACCAUAGCCCUGACUGCGUCGGAGGUGAUCAAUCCUCUCAUAGAAGAACUGGGUUGUGAUAAGUUCAUCCAUAGAGAGUGAGGAGGCAGGCGAGGGUGGGCACGGCAUCAGGAAGACUCGGCAUCCAAGACAAACCCCAUCCUACAACUUGGUUUUCAGAAGUCAAAAGGAUCUUGAGAAUAGUCAGCGUGCAUCGUUGGAGGGAGGAAAAAGGCGUCAGAAAUUUGGGGGGGGGAGGAAAUGUCCAAAGCAUCCUUAGACUCCUGUGACGUUUCUUGAGUUUAUAAUUGGUUGAGCGUUCUUGUGUUAGGGAAAACAUCCAUCCAUGUGGCUUCGUUAAUGAGCAAAGGAUGGUUUUGUAAAAUUUUGAGACUUAAAGAAAAUUGCCAGUAAAAGAGCCCACGAUGAAGAAAGAUCAGCGUGAGAGUUUAAACUGGUUUCAGGACCAAGUACUUGACCUUUGUGAGCACUCCUCUCAUGUCCGAGUCAAUGAGACUGAAGAGUUAAGACUCAUUUUGUGUUUCUGAGACAUAAAUAUUGUAUAUAGUAUGUGAUAAGUAGUGUUUUCAAACAUAUCAAAUUUCUGGAAUUUGGAUUCCAUUUUCCAAACGUUUUUCUUGUUUUUUUUUUUUGUAAGUCAUCUAUUCAUAAGCACCAAGAAUAUGAA
Alexandromys fortis (reed vole) is the source of this 1417-nucleotide messenger RNA. RefSeq names its product EP300 interacting inhibitor of differentiation 2 (gene Eid2). The transcript has a single exon. Gene Ontology annotation, molecular function: transcription corepressor activity. Gene Ontology annotation, cellular component: nucleoplasm. Lineage: Eukaryota; Metazoa; Chordata; Mammalia; Rodentia; Cricetidae. Gene Ontology annotation, biological process: negative regulation of DNA-templated transcription. Bases 124 to 831 code for a protein of 235 amino acids. The record is from RefSeq and is a predicted model, not a curated record.